Messenger RNA from Salpingoeca rosetta, 1444 nucleotides. RefSeq lists its product as uncharacterized. The coding region runs from base 29 to 1444 and encodes 471 amino acids. Gene Ontology annotation, cellular component: MKS complex. The transcript has 10 exons. Lineage: Eukaryota; Choanoflagellata; Craspedida; Salpingoecidae. The record is from RefSeq and is a predicted model, not a curated record. Gene Ontology annotation, biological process: cilium assembly.
CCGUUGUGGACGUUGAUGACUUGGAACGAUGAGCAGCGCGCUGGAUGCGGGGCAGGUGGGGUGCUAUCGCACGCCAGACUCUGUGAAGAACCUGCGCAUUUGCCUCCGCUACCGACGCAUCGAUGAUGUGCUUGCCCUCGACAACGACGAUGAGAGCGAGUUUACGGAGGUGACUAUCGCAUGGCAGCAAAAGCUGUUCAGCCGAGCAGAGUUUGAGCACUUUCGUCGGUUGAGGCGCAAGGAUGAGGCAGCAUUGACGCCGCGUGAGCGCCACUACCGCGACGUCGUGCGCCACAUGGACCCACCGCAGAACACUACCAUCUCCACAAUCGUGGAUCGCGAUGACCUGCUGGACCACAGCGCGUGCCAGUCCAAGAUUGAGGAGCUGCGCGCACAGCGCCAGCGGCGUACGCAGGAACAGCUGCCGUUUGGGGCACGCGGUGGCCGGCAACCUGGCAGCUCAGCCCCAGCGCGAUGGAGGGCAGCACUGCGCCAGACAAGGGUACCCGCCACCUCAACUACGACGGCAUCAUCAUCGUCGUCAACUGUGCUCGUGUCUGAAGAUGAGCAGCUAUCACUCUUGGACCGUCUGCGCGCGUGGCUGAUCACGUCCACGCAGACAGGAUUCGAUAACAUCCAGGCUACCAAGGCCACACCCCAGUUUGAGGAGCACGGGCGACUGUCUGUUGCGCCGGACUUUACGAGCGAACUGCUGCCUUCGCCCCACCGCGUACGCACACCGGGUGGCCUGCUUUACCACUUCACCCUCCACCACGUGUCCGAGGAGAUGUCAUUUGAGGAGCAGGUUCAGGAGCGCGCGUUUGCCCGCGAGUGGAGGCAGCACGCUGCUCAGAGUCUGCGCACGCAGAUUGGAUAUGUGUUUGAAAAGCCGCCGCCACACACGACUCGGUACCACGUUGGGGUGGAGGUGCGUGCGACGCGCGGGUUUGGGGGCGGGUGCUUCUGUGUGCUGACAGCAGCGGAUAUGGAGACGACCAACACCAACGAGAGCAGCACCGAUCCAGAUGAACUAACAUAUCGCACUCAGCGCUGCACGACACGCGACGGUGUUGCACACUAUGGGUUGUGUCUUGAGCUGGAGAAGGAUAUUCCCAAUGAUGCCACCCCGUCCUCGCUUGGCAAUCUGUACUUUCAAGUCAACUCCUUUGACACAUUCAACUGCAGACGAGUCGAGGGAUAUGCGAGUCUGGCGCUGCCAGCCAUCUGUGGCAUGCGCGAGUAUGCACUUCCAACGUGGAGGCCAAAGGGCACCUUGCAGCAGGAGCGCGAUUGUUUCUUUCUUGGCGGUGGCAUUGAAUUGGAGGACGACACGUUCAUCGGCGGCCAACCAGCCACACACACCAAAGACAAGAUUGCUGGCCGAUGGCAUGAGGGGUUCCUCCGCCGGGUAAUGGAAGUUUUGUGCUUGGACAGUUCGGCAUAA